This is a messenger RNA of Elephantulus edwardii (Cape elephant shrew), 1065 nucleotides long. RefSeq names its product double C2-like domains, beta (gene DOC2B). NCBI's taxonomy places the organism in Eukaryota, Metazoa, Chordata, Mammalia, Macroscelidea, Macroscelididae. The record is from RefSeq and is a predicted model, not a curated record. The annotation marks the transcript as partial. Gene Ontology annotation, cellular component: membrane. The transcript has 9 exons.
CCCGCGCGCCCGGCUGCGGCCAGUGCCGGCCGCCGCAGCCCGUCCGACGGCGCCCGCGAUGAGGACGAGGAUGUCGACCAACUCUUCGGAGCCUAUGGCUCCAGCCCGGGUCCCAGCCCCGGCCCCAGCCCAGCACGGCCACCAGCCAAGCCGCCCGAGGAUGAGCCGGACGCCGACGGCUACGAGUCCGACGACUGCACCGCCCUGGGCACACUGGACUUCAGCCUGCUUUAUGACCAGGAGAACAACGCUCUCCACUGUACCAUCAGCAAGGCCAAGGGCCUGAAGCCAAUGGACCACAAUGGGUUGGCAGACCCUUACGUCAAGCUGCACCUGCUACCAGGAGCCAGUAAGGCAAAUAAACUCAGAACAAAAACACUGCGUAACACUCUGAACCCCACCUGGAACGAGACCCUCACUUACUACGGGAUCACAGACGAGGACAUGAUCCGGAAAACCCUGCGGAUCUCUGUGUGUGAUGAGGACAAAUUCCGUCACAACGAGUUCAUCGGGGAGACGCGUGUGCCCCUGAAGAAGCUGAAACCCAACCACACCAAGACAUUCAGCAUCUGCCUGGAGAAGCAGCUGCCGGUAGACAAGACAGAGGACAAGUCACUGGAGGAGCGGGGCCGGAUCCUCAUCUCACUGAAGUACAGCUCGCAGAAGCAGGGCCUGCUGGUCGGCAUCGUGCGCUGUGCACACCUGGCUGCCAUGGACGCCAAUGGCUACUCAGACCCCUACGUAAAAACAUACCUGAAGCCAGACGUGGACAAGAAAUCCAAACACAAGACUGCAGUAAAGAAGAAAACCCUGAACCCAGAGUUCAAUGAGGAGUUCUGUUACGAGAUUAAGCAUGGGGACCUGGCCAAGAAGACGCUGGAGGUCACUGUUUGGGACUACGACAUUGGAAAAUCCAAUGACUUCAUUGGCGGCGUGGUCCUGGGCAUCAACGCCAAGGGUGAGCGCCUGAAGCACUGGUUUGACUGCCUGAAGAACAAGGACAAGCGGAUCGAGCGCUGGCACACGCUGACCAACGAACUCCCAGGGGCCAUUCUCAGCGACUGA